Messenger RNA from Gadus macrocephalus (Pacific cod), 5960 nucleotides. It is a transcript of the gene unc13a, whose product is annotated as unc-13 homolog A (C. elegans). Lineage: Eukaryota; Metazoa; Chordata; Actinopteri; Gadiformes; Gadidae. The coding region runs from base 295 to 5655 and encodes 1786 amino acids. Gene Ontology annotation, cellular component: presynaptic membrane; synaptic vesicle membrane; presynaptic active zone cytoplasmic component. Gene Ontology annotation, biological process: synaptic vesicle priming; dense core granule priming; neuromuscular junction development. The record is from RefSeq and is a predicted model, not a curated record. The transcript is spliced from 41 exons. Gene Ontology annotation, molecular function: calcium ion binding; phospholipid binding; syntaxin-1 binding.
UGAACAAGAUGGCUGUGUGUCGGGGAGCGGAGAGCUGGGAAUAGGGGGUGGGGGGAUAGUCAUUGAUUCCGGCGGAUAAAAUAUAUUUUUAACUCCAACAUCCGAAAGACUCGUGUUUAGUCUUGCGCGACAAGGAAUCAGUUUGGUCGUCCAUGGGACGAGGCGUAAAAGGGCCAAGCAGAGAAGCGACGGUGGACCUCCCCGUUACGAAAAGGGUGUUGUAGCCUCCAGAUUAUUACAGGAAAAAACAUUCCUGUGAAGAAAUUCUUCAACAACUAUAGGCUCAUUGGAGAGAUGUCAUUGUUGUGUGUCGGUGUGAAGAAAGCCAAGCUCGAUGGACCGCAAGAAAAGUUCAACACAUACGUGACGCUGAAGGUGCAGAAUGUCAAGAGCACGACCAUCGCCGUGCGCGGAGGCCAGCCCUGCUGGGAGCAGGACUUCAUGUUCGAGAUCAACCGGCUGGACCUGGGGCUGACGGUGGAGGUCUGGAACAAAGGCCUGAUCUGGGACACCAUGGUGGCCACUCUGUGGAUCCCCCUGCACAGCAUCCGCCAAUCAAAUGAGGACGGACCGGGCACGUGGCUCACCCUGGACUCCAACGUCAUCAUGGCUGAGAACGAGAUCUGUGGAACCAAAGACCCCACCUUCCACAGGUUGCUGCUGGACACCCGCUUUGAGCUGCCCCUAGAUAUUCCAGAGGAGGAGGCCAGGUACUGGGCCAAGAAACUGGAACAGCUCAACGCCAUGAGAGACCAAGACUUCGGUUACCAAGAUGAGCAGGAGAGGCCUCUGCAGCCUCCGACAACGCAGUGCUGUAACUGGAGUUUGUGGGGUGAGCAACAGCACGAAGACCCCGACAGCGCGGUGGACGACCGCGACAGCGACUACCGCAGCGAGACCAGUAACAGCCUCCCUCCCCCGUACUACACCACCUCGCAGCCCAACGCCUCCAUGCACCAGUACCCCAUGAGAGGGCCCCCCUCCCUGGGCUCCUACAGCGAGGACAUCAACCACCUGGACGACGACGGCCGAGCCAUGAGACACUAUGAUAGUUUAGACUCGGCCGCCAACGGGCGCAGCGAUCUCGACUCGGGCUCCGGGUCGAGCCGGCGCACCAGCCGCCAGUAUUCUCUAGACAGUAGGCGCUCGCUCUCCGAUAGCCCGUCCGACAGCCGCUACGCCUCCUCGGGGGACCUGAGCCGCGGCAGCUCCCAGCUCAGCGAGGACUUCGGCCCCGGGGACGGCGGGAGCCCGCGGGGGUCCGAGUUCUACGACGAGAACGACUCGUACCACUCCUGCCACUCCUCCGUCAGCUACGGCAAGGGGGGGGGCUCGCCCGGCUGGGAGGGCGGCGAGGGCCCGGCCGGGGGCUUCAGCGACGACGGGGAGGGGGGCUACUUCAAGGACGGCGGCGAGGAGGGGGCCCUCUACGACGGGGGGGAGGCGGAGCUCUACGGGGGCGGAGCCGUGGAGGAGGCGGAGCUAGGAGGCGGGGUCGUGGGCUACGGCUACCAGAACGGGAACGGGGAGACGGCGUACGAGGGGGAGGAGGAAGAGGGGGACGUGUACCGGCUGGAGCGCGCGCUCAGCGAGGACCAGGAGCCCCCCUACACCCCCACGCCCCCCAGCGGCAGCCCCGCCCCGUUCCCUCCCGCCGAGGGCGUGGCCGCCGCCCCCGGCCGCCCCCCCCUGGAGAAGCAGGCGUCGCUGCGCCCCCCGCCCCCCGGCCCCGACCCCGGCCCGGGCCUCCUGGGGCCCCUGGCUGCUGGGGGCCCCGACGGCUCUGCACCACCCUUCAGCUCGCUGUCGGCCCCCAAGCUGCCCUUCACCCCCGGCAGGCCGGACCUCGCCAUCUCCGCCGCCGCCGCCGCCGCCGCCUCCACCACCUCCAUCGUCUCCACCGCCUCCACAUGCCCCCCGUUCCCCACCUUCUCCACCGCCACGGCCCCCGCGGCGGCCGGGGCCCCGACCCCCCAGGGCCCGGAGGCUGAUCUCAGGCCGGAGGGGCAGUACGAGGAGCCGGGGCCCCCGGCGGUGGAGAGCCCGCCCUUCGGCCCCGGGGGGAUACCAGGGACUCCCCCCGCCACAAGCUUCCCGAAGAGGAUGGAGAUGGAGCCCGGGACAGCCAGGGCCAAGGCCAACUGGCUCCGCCUCUGCAGUAGGGUACGGCUACAGCUGAAAGAGGCCCGAGGUGAGAGUGUGGGGAUGGCAUCGCUGCUCCUCUCUGCGGGUGUGGGCGGAGCGCUGUACAGCAUCGACAGCAUGCCAGACCUCAGGAAGAGGAACACCAUGCCUCUUGUCAGGGAUCUGUCUCUGGUUCAGAACUCCAGGAAGGCGGGCAUCACGUCUGCACUGACAUCGAGCACCCUGCACAACGAAGAGCUGAAGAGCCACGUGUACAAGAAGACCCUGCAGGCCCUCAUCUACCCCAUCUCCUGCACCACGCCGCACAACUUCGAGGUGUGGACGGCCACCACGCCCACCUACUGCUACGAGUGCGAGGGGCUGCUGUGGGGCAUCGCGCGCCAGGGCAUGCGCUGCACCGAGUGCGGCGUCAAGUGCCACGAGAAGUGCCAGGACCUCCUCAACGCCGAUUGCCUCCAAAGGGCGGCGGAGAAGAGCUCCAAGCACGGUGCGGAGGACCGCACGCAGAACAUCAUCAUGGUCCUGAAGGACCGCAUGAAGAUCCGCGAGAGGAACAAGCCCGAGAUCUUCGAGCUCAUCCAGGAAGUGUUCGCCGUCAUCAAGGCGACCCACGUCACGCACAUGAAGCAGAUCAAGCAGAGCGUGCUGGACGGCACGUCCAAGUGGUCGGCCAAGAUCAGCAUCACGGUUUUGUGUGCCCAGGGCCUCCAGGCGAAGGACAAGACGGGCUCCAGCGACCCCUACGUCACCGUCCAGGUGGGCAAGACCAAGAAGAGGACCAAGACCAUCUAUGGGAACCUCAACCCCGUCUGGGAGGAGAACUUCAACUUCGAGUGCCACAACUCCUCGGACCGCAUCAAGGUGCGCGUUUGGGACGAGGACGACGACAUCAAGUCUCGCGUGAAGCAGAAGUUCAAGCGAGAGUCGGACGACUUCCUGGGCCAGACCAUCAUCGAGGUCCGCACACUGAGCGGGGAGAUGGACGUCUGGUACAACCUAGACAAGCGUACGGAUAAGUCUGCGGUCUCGGGCGCCAUACGGAUGCACAUCAACGUGGAGAUCAAAGGAGAGGAGACCGUCGCUCCGUAUCACGUUCAAUACACCUGCCUGCACGAAAACCUGUUCCACUACGUGACGGACAUCCAGAACACCGGAGUGGUGAAGAUCCCCGACGCAAAAGGGGACGACGCCUGGAAGGUGUACUUUGAGGAGACGCCUCAGGAGAUAGUGGACGAGUUUGCCAUGCGCUACGGAGUGGAGUCCAUCUACCAGGCCAUGACCCACUUUGCCUGCCUGUCCUCUAAGUACAUGUGUCCGGGCGUACCAGCUGUCAUGAGCACCCUGCUGGCCAACAUCAACGCCUACUACGCCCACACCACCCAGGCCACCAACAACGUCUCCGCCUCAGACCGCUUCGCUGCCUCCAACUUCGGGAAAGAGAGAUUCGUGAAACUCUUGGACCAGCUCCAUAACUCUCUGAGGAUUGACCUUUCCAUGUACCGGAACAACUUCCCCGCCAGCAGUCCUGAGAGGCUGCAGGACCUCAAGUCCACGGUGGACCUGCUCACCAGCAUCACCUUCUUCAGGAUGAAGGUCCAGGAGCUUCAGUCCCCCCCCAGGGCCAGUCAGGUGGUGAAGGACUGUGUCAAAGCCUGUCUCAACUCCACCUACGAGUACAUCUUCAACAACUGUCAUGAACUUUACAGCAGAGAGUACCAGACAGACCCGGCCAAGCAGGGGGUGGUCCCCCCCGAGGAGCAAGGGCCCAGCAUCAAGAACUUGGACUUCUGGUCAAAACUCAUCACCCUGAUCGUGUCCAUCAUUGAGGAGGACAAGAACUCCUACACUCCUUGUCUCAACCAGUUUCCCCAGGAGCUCAACGUGGGGAAGAUCAGCGCCGAGGUGAUGUGGAACCUGUUCGCUCAGGACAUGAAGUACGCCAUGGAGGAGCACGAGAAGAACCGUCUGUGUAAGAGUGCAGAUUACAUGAACCUGCACUUUAAAGUCAAGUGGCUGUACAACGAGUACUGCAAGGACCUGCCGUUCUUCAAGAGCAGGGUGCCCGAGUACCCUGCAUGGUUCGAGCCAUUUGUCAUCCAGUGGUUGGAUGAGAAUGAAGAGGUGUCUCGAGACUUCCUCCACGGAGCUCUGGAGAGAGACAAAAAGGACGGGUUCCAGGUGACGUCGGAGCACGCGCUCUUCUCCUGCUCCGUGGUGGACGUGUUCUCCCAGCUCAACCAGAGCUUCGAGAUCAUCCGCAAGCUGGAGUGCCCCGACCCGCAGAUCGUGGGACACUACAUGAAGAGGUUCGCCAAGACCAUCAGCAACGUCCUCCUGUCCUACGCUGACAUCAUCUCCAAGUGCUUCGCCAACUACGUCAACAUGGAGAAAGUGCCCUGCAUCCUCAUCAACAACAUUCAGCAGCUGAGGGUACAGCUGGAGAAGAUGUUUGAAGCCAUGGGAGGGAAAGACCUGUGUGUGGAGGCGAGCGACAUCCUGAAAGAUCUGCAGGUCAAACUGAACAACGUCAUGGACGACCUCAGCAGGGUCUUCUCUGUCAGCUUCCAGCCGCACAUCGAGGAGAACGUGAAGCAGAUGGGAGACAUCCUGGGCCAGGUGAAGGGGACGGCCAGCGUGGGCAACGCCAGCAGCGUGGCCCAGGACGCCGACAACGUGCUGCAGCCCAUCAUGGAGUUCCUGGACAGCAACCUCACGCUGUUCGCUAAGAUCUGUGAGAAGACGGUGCUGAAGCGCGUGCUGAAGGAGCUCUGGAAGCUGGUGAUGAACACCAUGGAGAAGACCAUCGUGCUGCCGCCGCUCACAGACCAGACGGGGAGGUUGAAGAAUGCGUCUCACAGCGAUGGUACUCAGCUCAUCUUCAAUGCUGCCAAGGAGUUGGGACAGCUGUCCAAGCUAAAGGAGCACAUGGUUCGAGAGGAGGCCAAGGCCUUGUCACCCAAACAGUGUGCUGUGAUUGAGCUCGCCUUGGACACCAUAAAGCAAUACUUCCAUGCGGGGGGCGUGGGUCUGAAGAAGACCUUCCUGGAGAAGAGCCCUGACCUGCUGUCUCUCCACUACGCCCUAUCCCUCUACACGCAGGCCACAGACAAGCUCAUCAGGACCUUCGUCCAGUCCCAGAACGCACAAGUGUUCGACGGCAAGGGGGUGAGGUGUACUGCUAGUGAGGAUGUGUGCCCGGAGAAGGGUAUGUUGGACCCCAGCGCCCUGAGCAGCGAGGUAGGCCCGGAGCUGUACGAGCUGCAGGUGUGUGUGAAGGACUACUGCUUCGCGCGGGAGGACCGCACGGUGGGCCUGGCGGUGCUGCAGCUGCGGGACGUGGCGUCCAAGGGCAGCGUGGCGUGCUGGCUGCCGCUGGGUCGCCGCGUGCACAUGGACGAGACGGGCCUGACCGUGCUGCGCAUCCUGUCGCAGCGCAACAACGACGACGUGGCCAAGGAGUUCGUCAAGCUCAAGUCGGACCAGCGCUCCGUCGAGGAGGGGCGGAGCUAGGGCUGAACCCCGGCCCUAACCCCGCCCCUCGCUCCGUCCAUGUGAUACUGUCGUGAGGAGAAGCACGCGCGAGUGUGUGUGAGACGGGGUCUCUACGGUCGUGUUCAAAGACGUGUCCGUUCGUCUGCUGUGAGUCAGCUUUGUGUUUUUGUGUUAUACAAAACAUUUGGUUGUCCGUACCGCACAAAAAAAGUAUUUUUAUUGUAAUAGAUAUAUCAUCAAUCAAUCACAAACACAUUUCAAAAACGUGUAAAAAAAAAAAAAAAGAGUGAAGGACAUUUAGUAAUAUAUCUAUACAGAAUUUA